Messenger RNA from Babesia ovata, 558 nucleotides. RefSeq names its product relaxase mobilization protein, putative. Bases 1 to 558 code for a protein of 185 amino acids. The record is from RefSeq and is a predicted model, not a curated record. NCBI's taxonomy places the organism in Eukaryota, Apicomplexa, Aconoidasida, Piroplasmida, Babesiidae. The transcript has a single exon.
AUGCUUAGUGCUGCAGCCAACCAGUGCGGACAGGGUCUUGGCAUGGUCGUGGUUGGAGGUGGGAGGGUCGGAGCCUCGGAUGUCCUUGAUGACUCGAAGGUGGGAGUUACCAAGGCGGUCCCAGUCGGGGCAGUGAGGAUGUGGCUUGUGGAGGGCGGAGCCCAGUGGAGACAACUUGAGAGACGCAUCGUGCAGCUCGUUCCCGAAAUGGUGGAAGAAAGACACAAGCUCCCCGGUGGUGCGCGGCGUCCGCUGGGUGAGGCAGUUGAGGUAAGAGGACAGCGUCAGCAGGGGACCCUCGCCGCCGCAGGUGGGAGAGAGGAUGGUGGAAAUAUGCUUGCCAGUUUCGUGAGGUUUAGGCAAAUCUUCCUUUGUGAAUCCCAUGUUGACACGGCUCUUGAGGCAGAUGUUGCGCGGGUCGAAGGGAUGCGUCUUGAGCUUGGAGUUGGGGGCGUCAGUCAGGAAGGCCUGGAGGGGGGACGGAGUCUUGGCAUCUUGGCCAUAUUCACAAUCCUGCCAUCCACCCUCAGAUGCCUUCCUAGAACACUGCGCCUUUAG